Messenger RNA from Paramecium pentaurelia, 2712 nucleotides. Lineage: Eukaryota; Ciliophora; Oligohymenophorea; Peniculida; Parameciidae. The record is from the annotation of a GenBank genome assembly.
AUGAUUUAUUCUCAGUAAGCACAAUAAGAAUACAAAGAAAUGGGAUUACAAGUAUUUGAUGCAUCUGAUCAGUCUUUAGCUCAAAUACAAUAAGUGAAAACUAGGUUAAACCAGGUAUUUUAUGGAGUUAUUUUAGGAACGAUAAGAAUAUAUGCUUUUUAUGCAAGAAUCCAUUGUAGAUUGUCUAAUAUAUGGAAAUCAUGAGAUUGAUGAUGAUGUAAAGACUUUUUAUAAUAUCAGUAGGUUGUUUAAAAGAUAAAAAAUAUAUGUUAAAAAAUGAUUUUCAAACCCUUAUGGAAUUAUGAGGAUUUGGUUGUAGAAUUCGAACAAUAACUAGAGAUCUUGACACGUAAGCAUACACAUUCUAUUUUGAAUAUUUUAGACGAUUAUAUCGUAUUGAAUUAAGUCAAAUUAAUCAUUUCCAGUUUUGAUGCAUAUUACUAAUACAAGUUUAAUUAAAUAAGUACACAGUGUCUAGAGACAUUGAAAAGUCUAUGUUCUACCGAGAUUAAGUAAUUAAAGAGAAUGAAUCAUUAUAUUGAAGGUAUUUAUAAACAAUAACCAAAGUACAAGAAUUGAUUCCUAACUAAUCAGAUAGAGUGGAAGAGAUAAAUGAACUGCUUACAACAAUAAUGUAGUAUAAUCUUAUUAUUUAAUGUUAGAGUACAAGAUAAUACACUUUCUAUGGAUUUCUGGAACUAUUCUCUAUACUUAUUUAUGAGCAUAACAUAACAAGAUUUAUAAUAUUAGGACAAAAAAUAGGAUGUCGAUGUUAUUUUGAUUGAUACAUAUGGGAUCAAUCAAGAAGUAGCAAGAAUUCUAUUUUAGCUAAUGUAUGAUUAUGAAGUUAUUUUGCCUCAACUCUUAUCUGCAAUUAACAUAACAAAGGGCAAUUUAUAACAUGUAAGAAAUUCUACAUUAUCUAUUAAAUUAGGCUUUAUCUAAUAUAUACGAUUUGCAAUUUAAAAUGAUAGACUAGUUGAAUCCAUUCACUUUGAAGGGGAAGGGAAUAGUUUGUUAUCAGAAUGAAGGAUUUCCAGGGAAUGAAUUUAUAUGUUUUUACUUUGGUGAAGUUUACACUCCUUAAAGGUGGUUUGAGAAAUAAACAAUAUUUCACAAGAGAAUGUAGGAUGGGAAUCGAAAGACAUGUUCUUAAAGUCCUUAUGCUGAAUUCUUUAUAAAUGAUGAUCUUUUGGUAAUGUUUCAAAAUUAUUUUAAGUUUAUUGACCCAACUAGGUAUGGGAAUAUGGCUUAACACAUUUCAUAUUCAUGUGAUCCUAAUUGUAGAUUAAUCACAGUGAUUGUAAAUUAGCAGAAUUUAUUGGCUGUUAUCACAUCUAGAAAAAUAAAUUACUUAGAAGAAUUAACUUUGCCUUUCCCUUAAACUUCUCUAGAUCUAUGUUUAUGUGGAUCAAUACAUUGCAAACGAAAAUAAUAUCUAGAAGUUGAAAAUAGUCAUCAGUUUAGCAUUUAUCCAAAUUAUAUAUAAAGAAAUGUAAUUUUACUGUAAUCCACUCUAAUAUCAUGCCAAAAUAUAUAAAAUGAUAUACCUGAGUGGUUAACUAAUUGGUAGAAGCUUAAUUAUCAAUAGAAUAACAUUAACAUUCUAUCCUGUGUUGAUAAAGUCAAAUUUGCAUUAUAACAUUUAAAGACGAUAUAACCGCCUAUUUUUCUAGUAACGAACAUUUUCAAUUAAUUCUGGAAGAAUUAUGAAAUUAAUACUCAUAAGAGUUAAUUAGAGUCCUCAAUAAUUAAUGAAAUAGUUGUUUUCCUAAAGAGACAUUAAUAAUUACAUUAAUGUUGUAUAGGAUUGGAAAUAAUAAAAUAGAUGAAGUAGAUUAUUGAUUAAAAUAAUGACUAUACUCUGUAACUAACAAGAAUGUUAUUUUUAUUAUUGAGUGAGAUUAUUUUGAAUAUAGAAUCUUGUUCAUUCAAUAGUAAAGCAUUUGCUACUAUCCUAUACUUUAUGUCAUUCACUCACACAUACUUUUCAUCAACCUAAUAUUAAGGAUUUGAUGGAAAUCCCUUUUAAGAAAAUGAAUUCGAAUACAUUCCUUAACCAAAAAAUAAAUCUAAAUUAUCAUUAUCUAAACAAUAUACACCUUAAUUCAUUUGGGGUUAAUUAAUCAAUUGGAAUAAGUAAACACUCUAAAAUCCUUAAUCAUCUAUGGCACAAGAGAGAAGAGGUGUUUUAUGUUAUCCCUCAUUGUUAUUAUCAUUUGAUAAUAAACAUAAGACAUUUCCAUAUUAAUGUAAGACUAGAGAGAAAUAUUUGGAAUAUUUUUAAUUAAAAAAAGAGAUUCAACCUGAUCUAUCAACCUGGUCAUACAAAAAUUAACAUAAGUAUUAAUUUAAAUCUUAUUUUAGCAUAUAUGGUACAAUAUUUUUUGAAUAAUACUUCUCAUUACAUAAAAUAGGAGAAGAUUUCAUUAAUCAAAUAUGUAAAUUAGGUAUGUAAACAUUUGAAAAAAAAUUUCAAUAUUGGUUGCAUAUCGAAAAUUGUUUCGUUAUGAAUCAAUAAAUAAUUGAUGAUUUAUCAACUAUCUUUUAAGAGUAUUAAUUUAUAUUAAUUUUAUUAGAAAAUUUUAAACAUUUUUUGAUCAAAAUCCUAAAAGCAUUUCUUCUACAGAUUAUGAUGAUAAUAUAAGGAAAAAAGUUAAAUUUAAUUAAGAUACAAUAAUUGCAGAAGAAACUCAAUUUAGUACAUAUUGA